AUGGCGACAGCGCGUGAACGCAUCGCACUCAAGCGACAGCUCAAAGCUCAAGCUACACAAGGCGAUGCACCAUCCACCAGUACCUCUAGCGACGAUCCAAGCGCCUCGACGUCAUCCGGACCCUCAGCUCGACCAGCAGCUCCGAACAAGGACAUUCACUGUACCUCACAACAAUCACGUUUCCACACCGAGACCAUCUCGAGUCGUUCGCUCGAGAUCGAUAUCAAGGAUGUUACUGUUUCGGUCGGCCCAAACGACUUGAUCGUUAGUAGUCAUCUGAGGCUCAAAGAGGGGAAACGGUAUGGUCUUGUCGGCCGGUGAGUCAAACACAAAAGAAUCGCGCAAGAUGCUUGAGAAAACUCAUCUUCUACUCUUAUAAUUCAGCAACGGCUCAGGCAAAUCAUCCCUCUUCGAAGCCCUGGACCAAAAACUGAUACCGGGACUACCGAGCGAACUGAGAAUCCUUCUCCUCAGUCAAGUGCAAGAUUCGAAUCGCGCAACGGAAGAAGCGACCCGGGACAAGAUCAGCGUUUUGGAGCAUGUCGUCAGAGGGGACAAGGAGCGCACGAAGGCUUUGCAUGAACUUGAAGGUGCGGCCGUACAGAGUCAAGAUUGCGACUCAUCAGAAAAACCAAGUUUACGGCAGGAUUUGCUGAUGAGUCGCGAAUGAAUCCCACAGCUUUGACGAAGGCAGUCGAAUCACCUUCGGUCAGCGAGAUGGUGCGUAUCGUGUACGAAAUCGAACUUUCAACGAGACGGAUAGAACUAGUUGAAGCGAGAAGUAUUGCUCUGAGAAGAUCUGGCACGCGGGGGAAAGAAGCUCGAGAGCAAGAGAUCCUUGCUGAGCAGCGGGUCAAAGAGGCACAGGAGAGGUACGUAGCAUCAUACUCUGGGCCGGUUAAAUUUCGAUGCUCAUGAUUAAGGAAUUUACUCCAGAGUGGAGCAAGUCGGAUCGGUUGAGACGGACCCCGAGAUCCUGGCCAAAGCGACCGAGAUGCUUUUGGAUGCGCAGAACAAGGUGAACCUAGUCAGUCCAGGCAUGUUUGCUUAGUUCUGUCGUAACUUGACCUGAUUCCCCUUCCUGGUGUCGCCAGCUCGAAGCAUCAACAACUACCGCUAGGGCGGGUUCCAUCUUGACGGGUCUCGGCUUCUCACUCGAAAUGCAACAAGGCCCCUAUUCGGCUCUUUCGGGUGGUUGGAGAUCACGAUGCGCACUCGCGACGUCGCUGCUCGUCAAUUGUGAUGUCUUGCUACUCGAUGAAGUGUCCAACUUUCUGGAUCUCGAGGCCGUGAUUUGGUCAGUGCUGCGAAGGUCUCGGGGCUCGUUGCCGGGGCUGCGAGAGGCUGAUGAUCGAUUUGCAUCCUCAUAGGCUCGAGAGAUACCUGAUCAACGAGCCGAGGACGAUGGUGCUCAUCUCGCACGACCAAGAAUUCUUGAACGUGAGCCCGAAACUUCUACUCGCUGACCCCGUCCUUUAUCGACGUAGUCACACGGCUAACACCUUCUACUACCCCCUUUUGCUCAGUCCGUCGUGGAGGAGACCAUCGUUCUACGCAACCAAAAUCUCAAGUACUUUGAUGGUACCCCCGCUGCAUUCGAACUCAACGAACGGAAGGAACGCAAGAAGUUGAUCGGCCAGAAGGAGGCAUUGGAUCGGAAAAAGGAGCAUGUAAGUAGCAUUCUAGACACCAAACUCCGAGCGCAACAUGAAGCUGACUCGGGGAUGUCGAUCUUUCAGAUUGAGAAAUCGAUCCAGCAAGGGAUUGCGAGCGCCAAGAAGACAGGAGAUGAGAAUCGACAGAGGAUGGUCAAGUCUCGGCAGAAGAAAUUGGACGAACGGUUCGGAUUGGAACAGAGUGCGAAGGGGACGCGGUUCAAGCUCAACCGAGAUCGGGUUGGUAUGUCAAACGUAGGAGGCUACGACGAGUACUUUGGAUGGUCGCUCACAAUCACUUGUUACGCGGAAAAUAGGAUAUCAUCUCACGAACCGUGACGACAUCCUAUUCGAGGAUCAAGAGUCGAAAAUCAGACUUCGCCUUCCGGACCCAGAGAAGCUUCGGACUCUCGGUGCGCUGAUCCACUUUGACGGCGUCGAGUUCCGACAUCCCCGACAAAAGGUCCCCCUUCUCGAAGACGUAACCUUUACCGUCGACCAAGGUGGACGGUGCGCUUUCGUCGGUGCGAAUGGACAGGGUAAAUCGACCCUGGCUAAAUUGAUCAUGGGAGAAUUGAAGCCGACCAAAGGCAAAAUCGAACGACAUACCUCCUUGAAGAUCGGGUAUUUCUCCCAACACUCGGUCGAGGAGCUGACGCUCGCUCAAAAGACUCAAGGACUCUCCCUCUCGACGGGAGGACCGAUGACGGCGCUCUCGUACUUCCUCGAUCACUUCAAAGCCAAGGGGGAAACUGUACUCGAACAAGAAGUACGCGCCUGUCUAGGUUCGUUUGGAUUACAAGGCAAGACGGCGAGCGAUACACCUUUGGGUCAACUUUCAGGAGGUCAACUGGUUCGACUGGCGAUCGCGUUGAUUAUUUAUCAUCCUCCUCCACUAUUGCUUCUUGAUGAGGUGACGACUCAUGUCGAUUUGGCGACGAUCAAAGCCCUUGCAGUGGCGUUGAAACAUUAUCAAGGAGGGGUGAUCGUCAUCACUCAUGAUCGAUGGUUCUCACGCGUGGUGAUCGAGGGACAGACGCUCAAACAAGCUUCAGGUGUCACUCAGGAUGAUGGAGUGGACGAAGAGGAUGAUGACGAUGAUGAGGAUAGCAGCGACGAAGAGGGUGUGAUUACGGGAAACACCUAUCGCGUGGGUGGCGGUAAGAUCAAGUUGAUGGAGGGGGGGAUGAACAAGUAUGUUUCGCUUGUGGAAAGGAAAUUGGCCCGGAAGCAGAGGGAGGCCGAGGCGGCGAAGUAGUACCCGAUUUACGCCACCAGCUACUCCAAGUCCUCGAUGUUGUAACUCCUUCCUUCAUGCAUCAAUCAAAAUCGCAUCACCAUUCUUAUUGAGGGCCCGAGCACAGAUCUAAUCUCGAGCAAGAAGAAACAAAGGGAAGCCGAACGACGUCCGAGAGGAAGGCCCCUGCGUUGUGACAGGGGGGAGGCGGAAGCGCGCGCGCCUUGUCCCGAGCUCAUCGGAGUCCCCCACGAUAAAUGAGGGCUUGACAAAGGCCUUCACUUCGUUCUCAUCACAGCCUCCUACCGUUCCGCUCUCUCUUCCUCUUCUCGCUCCUCAUCACCCUAAACCAACCAUGUUCCGAGCCACUUUCCUCCGUCGCGCGUCGCACACGAAGUGUCCCGUUCACACGGACUGCCGUCCGAAUCUCCACAACGUCGCCCCUCCCAUUCCUUACCUCGUCACCGAACCCUCCCCCCCAACCACCAAAGCCAACCUCAAAGGCCAUCCCCUUCCCCCGCCCCGGACUUCCAUCUCCUACGCGCUUCCGCGCGGCGACGAAGACGUUUUCGUACGUUACCUACGCAACGGUAAUUGGCCUCAUAAACCCAACUUUGGCGCCUUGCACCUCAAGUUCCCGAGAGUGAGGAGUUUGGUGACGCGGGUGGUGGAGUAUAAUCAGUUCGAUGUCGUCCAGGAGAAGGUGGAUGAGGAGACGGGCGAAACGAUCAAGUUCACUUGGGUGCGUUUCCAAUUCGCGUGA
Molecule: messenger RNA, 3655 nt
Organism: Microbotryum saponariae
Lineage: Eukaryota; Fungi; Basidiomycota; Microbotryomycetes; Microbotryales; Microbotryaceae
Source: the annotation of a GenBank genome assembly